Lepus europaeus (European hare) is the source of this 4277-nucleotide messenger RNA. It is a transcript of the gene PRR11, whose product is annotated as proline rich 11. Bases 682 to 1791 code for a protein of 369 amino acids. Gene Ontology annotation, cellular component: nucleus; cytoplasm. The record is from RefSeq and is a predicted model, not a curated record. Lineage: Eukaryota; Metazoa; Chordata; Mammalia; Lagomorpha; Leporidae. The transcript has 11 exons.
CAAAGACACAAAACGCCGCGGGAGGAUUGGCUGCCGGACCCAUUUUUUUUGCCAUUGGUUGCCCCCCCUCUCCUCUACUUUCAAUUUUACAGUCGGGGCUCCGCUGAGGAGAGCUUACGGUUGGUGCAAGCGGAAGAAGAGCCAACCAAUUACACAAGAGCUUCCACCGACAGCACGGCGGCCGCGACACACCUUCUUUCCUCUCCGGCUUCCCCGCCCCUUCUCGCCCGCCUUCCUCGCAUUCAUACCAGAAGCGCCUCAACUCUGAUUGGUCGGAGCGUGGUGCGCUCCCAGCCAAUCACAAGCCAGGCUGUGACCCUCCGCUAGCCGGAGGGCGAAUCCCGAAAAGACCGCGUCUGCGAUUGGUCCCUCCGUGACAAGGCUUUAAUUUUGAAUUUUUCCUAUGGCGUGCGACAGGCCAGUGCCCGGACUUCAUCUCAGCUCCAGGCUCUUAGACUAGUAAGUGCAGGGGCGACUGUCGGCUACCUGGGCUCGCGCCGUCCGUUAGCUGGGCCUGUUGCUGCUUGCGUUCUUAUGGCUUAAGGAGGUCACUCUCCAUUAUGUGGGUGAUGACACACAUAGGACCAGACUGCCUGAUGCUCCAGAAUUCAGUGUCUCUAAGGUUCAGCUUCCCCAGAGCACAAAUCUGACUGUCUCUACUGGAGAGGACAUGAAGAAAUCAUGCCCAGGGUCAAACAACGAAGAAAGGUUAAAACUAGAGACAAGAGAUCACUCAAAAAAAAAGAAGACUCUCUCUUCCAAUCCAAACUACCUCCUUCUUCACUACCCUCACCAGAAAGAACGGUUAUUUCUUCAGCAGAAAUCUCCCAUAGCAGAAACUCGCUAAGAUCAUCCUGGAACUUCAGAUUUCCCAAAGAUGCAAUAAAACUCUGGACAAAUAGAGUGUGGUCUAUAUACAGCUGGUGCCACAACUGUGUAGUCCCGAGUUUAGAAGUAUUGAAAGACAUCAUCUUUCCAUCCCGUAUCUGCCACCGAGAACUUUACAGUCUGAAACAGCAGUUUUGUGUUUUGGAAAGUGAAUUAUGCAAGCUCCAGGAAGCACUGAAGACUGUCUCAGGAAAUUCUUCCUGUUCAAACUGUGGUCACAUGUGUCUCAGGAGUGGUAAACUUAUACAACUGCCAGCCCCUGCGCCAACCAACCCCGGAGAAUGCCAAGCUAUACUUCCUACCACACUGCCGCAGCCAGCCGGCCACCUUCCGCCCCCGCCCCCGCCCCCGCCCCCGCCUCCGCCUCCUCCUCCACCUCCCCUCCCACCUCCUCCGAUGCCCCUGGCACCUUUGCUGUUCAGAAAAUCUGAUCGCACUAAAGCACUUCAGUCAGGACCAUUAAAAAAAGAUAGACCCAUGCAGAUCACAGUUAAAGAUCUACUGAAUGUGAAAUUAAAGAAGACACCAAGUUUUGAUGAAAGAAGGAAGCUUGAGCCAUCACCAAAGUCACGGAACCCACUAGUCACUGUCUCUGACCUGCAGCGUGUUACCCUGAAACCUAACUCCAAAGUCUUGUCAUCUCGAGUCACAAAUGUCCUGAUAAGUCCUGGUAAGAGCCAGCUUGAUCUACGGAAACUGCUUAGAAAAGUCAAUGUAGAGAGGAGUCCAGGUGGAACUCCUCUUACCAAUAAAGAAAAUAUGGACACAGGAACUGGACUGACUCCAGUAAUGACCCGGGCCUUGAGGAGAAAGUUUCAGCUGGCUCACCCUAGAAGCCCAACACAAACUCUGCAGCUUUCUCCAAGCAGCUUUGAUGAACAAACUGAUGCCAACUCUGCCUGACUCCAUGUGAUAUAAUCCAUAAGCUGUAUGGAGAAAAUCACCUGAAUCCAUUUUCUAUGUAGGAGGGUGUACUAAAUAUAUCAUUCCAUUGGAAGAAUUCGAGUAUGUAUGGAACACACACACACUCUGGUGUAAAGUGUGUAUUUGGUUGGAUAUUCUCUAGUUAUGCAUUGUCAGUAAGAGAACCAGAUGAGAAAACACUGUCUUUUAUCUUGGAAUUACCCAAUUUAAGUUAGAGAGGUUGUUCAAAUUAGCUAGAUAACUCUAGUUUGUACUGUACAGGUGCAGUCACGACAUUAAGAAAAUAGCCUGUCUCCUAUUCAUCCUGGAUAUUCUAGGGUAAUUGAAAAAAUAAGUAUUUUAGCCUAUAAGGCUUAUGCAUUCAUUUCUACACAUUUGAAAAGGUCCUCUAUGCUUUAUUUAUAUAGUUGUUCUGUAAACAAUUAAGAGGUAAGACCAUAUACAAUCCAAAAGGAUUUGACACAAAAGGCCCAAUGUCACCUUCAAAAUUAGAAUGCACUGGAAGUGGAUGGCCAGGGCCUGAUUGCCUGCUGCUUGCUAAGGGCGUAGACUGUGUGAUCGAGAUAAGCUGGGCUUUAUGCCUUUAGCUAAAGAUUUGCUACAUCCAUCCUUGAAGGAGGAAAGAAAAAAAAAAAACAUAAAAGAAAUAACUCGUUCAAAGUCCAAAUCCUUAUUUUAUGGGUGUAAAGUGCUCAGGUUGCCAAAAGAUUACUACGAUUUUCAGCCCUGCUCACACAGAGGUUCUUUGUGUAGGUUGUGCAGCAGUGUUGUGGCAGCCUACAAGGAGGAAAGGCCAGGCUCACAGAAGGGCGUUGCUCCGGAAGAAGGCAACAUUAAUCACAAUACAACUUCCCUAAUCUGUGUUUCCUCCUAGAAAACUUUAGCCUAAGUUCAAUAAUUCUAGCAUAUCUAUCAAGAUAAAGUAAUGGUGUUUGAUUUUGUAGGGUGUACAAUAAUGAUCUCCUAUUUUGGUGUCAGCUUUCAAUAAAAUUUUGAUUAUGGACAAAAAAUUAAAGAUCAUUUCUAGCACCUUAGGUAGGUAGUUUUACCCAGCUACUGAAGUCUAAGAUGUUCCUCACUUUUGUACCUGCUGUCCACAUUCAGCUAAAUAAAAACAUCCAGAAGCCGUCAACAUGAGCCUUCUGUUUUCCACAAUGCAUUGCCAAGGAUUGUCUGAAGUCCGUAGCAGAUUCACUGUGGUUCCCUGUCCUCACCAGUCUGUGUGUUCAAUCAUUGCAGUAAUGCACUAGAUUCUUUCCUGCCAGUCAAGGGUUGCCAGAUUUAGCCAAUAAGAAUACAAGAAUUAAAUGUGAACUUCAGAGAAGCCACAGAUAACUUUUAAGUAUAAAUGUAUCCCAUUAAACAACAAAAUUUACUGUAUGUCCCACAUAUUAUAUGGCGCAUAUUUAUACUUAAGCAAUUAUUUAUUGUUCACAUGUAACUGGACAUUCUGUGUUUCACAUAGCAGCCUUGUCAGUCAGUCCCCUACAAAGUUGCCAAAGCUUCCUGAAAGCCAGACGUGCCUGCCUAGCCGUGGACAAUAAUACUGUGACCUCUGCCAAGGUCCUCAUCACAUAUGGACCAAGCAUCUGGAGGGAGAACUCAUCGUAGUGAGUGGGACUGAAGGCACAGGAUUUGCUGGGAUGUGGUAUCCUCUGCAGUCAAGGCAAGGACAGCAGCUUCUGACUGGUGGGACUCAAAGGGGUUCAGAUCUUUACUGAACUUCCUAAUCUAACAGGAAACAGCUACACACGUGAGAUCCUUGAAAUAGCCUCAGGUUUGCAUUUCUAAUAAAUACCUAUAAUUCCACAGAAAAAUAUUGCAUUGAGAUGCCAAACGGAGUGUUGUUAGAAAGUCACCAGGCUGGAAAGCAGACCUGGGGACAGUAUCUGGCACCCAAGAGGCAGGCCAGUUUAUAAGACCCUUAGUUAACGUUUACAACAUUCAUGGAUGAAAAUUAAAUCCUGAAGUUUAUAGGUAUCAGUUUCUAGUAAAGUUGUUUUUUUUUGAAACCUGCUAGCUACACUUAUAUUAUGUGGGAUUAAAGGGAAUGGUCACUGAGAAUAAGACAACUCAGUAUUUAUAAUAUUUUAUGGUAUACUUAUAAUGUUUAUAAUCUCAAUAAACCUCCAUGUACUGUUAUCAAUUUAACCUAAAUAUUUUGACCAUUCUUGUGGGAUAAAGAUUUGUAAGAAAAGUGCUGUAGAAUUCAUAUAGAUAAACAUUUCCACAGCUGCUACUGCCCUUAUGCCAGUAUUAAAAUGUGUUCUACUCUGUAUGUUUUUCUAAUUUUUAUGAGAGAUUUUAUUUUGUAACCAUUUGCGUACCCUGUAAAUGCUGUGGCUUCGUUAAACUCUUGUGCCUCAUCCCCCCAAUGAUUAUUUUUGGUCUGAAUGACAGCCAGAGAAUGUAAGCAGCCAAGGUGCAUCUGAUUCUGUUUUUAAAUAAAGAUUAAGAAAACUUGA